AUGACCAAGGGCAAGUCGAGAUCGAAAACGCAAAAGGCCCUCGACGACGCCGUCGCGGCGCUCGCAACCGCGCUCGGGGACGGAGCAGGCAAUCAUGACACGACACGUGACCAGGGGCAGCUGGCAGGAUCCGUGGAGGCGAUCGCAGAGGUCGUAAGGUUCGGCCCUCUCCUUGCGGAUCUCCAGCCGAAAGCAGCGCUUUUGGUGAGAGCAUUUAAGCUCUGCCUCAAGACGGCGCAGGAGAGCAAGAACGAGGAGGAGGCGUUCCAGCUCGUCGCCGCAACUCAGGACAUACUUCGAUGCUGUCACGCUGACUCAACGACGAAGAACGCUCAUGCGAGCAAGGCGACGCUCGCAGAGUGGGCCGCUCACGGGCAGGGCGUGAAGUCAUCAAUGCAGGCCAUCGUCUGCGAGGACACACUGGCCGCGAUCAACUCCGACAGUCUGACCGUCGCGCUGCGCCGCGAGGUGUCCUACGUCAUGGCGGAGCUCCACGUCAGGUGCAAGGCGAACGCGGAGAAGGUCGUGCGCGCGAAGAAGGGUCCGGCGCUGAUCCACCGGCUCGUGGAGGCGGCCAAGGAUGCCAACGACGUCUUUGUGCAGAUCGAUGUCCUCGAGAUCGUCUACAGGGCGCUGUUGCACCAGGGCCUGGAGGCUGCGGACACUAUCGACAUGCCCGGGGGCGCCACGGCCCGCCUGCGGCAGAUGCUCGGGGAGGGCAAGCGCGUGGACCUCAUCGCCAGCCUGCGCCAGCUCUCCCUCGAACUCAACAGGGGGCUGCCGGGCAGGUCCAAGGUGCAGUCGUUCGAGGUGCAGCGGCUGGAGAUCGGGCCGCACAAGGUCGACUGCGAGGCACGCGCCACGUUCGUGGACAUCUCCCCGCUCCACACGACCUUCCAGGUCCCCGCGGACAGCACGAUCACCGCUGGGGCGGAAGCGGAGGACGGACAGGCCGUGUGCGUGGACUUCGAACACGACAAGCUCCACGACAUUCUCUCCUCGUCGGAAGACGGGACCUUCACGGUCACGAUCAAGGCGGACCCCCCCGCGUCCCUCCGCCCCGGAGCUGUCGCCAGCGACGACUUCGUUCUGUUCUCGCUGCGCUGCGAGAGCGACUACCGCGCGGUACUCUCGUGCUUCCGUGACCACAAGCACCGCUUCCCCGCGUUCUUCGAGUCCAACGCGAUCGGAUCGGCUGGAGAGGACCCCGUGUCCGACUUCCUCUGCGACGACGAGGACCUCGGCGAGCGCGGCGAGGAGCAGCCCCCGCAGGAGCCCAAGGUGGCUGACGGCAACCUGGUAGCCUCGCAGCUGGGACUCGCGGACCUGACCUGCGACGAGGACACGCCCGCGCUCAUCCUGAAGCCCGACGCACGCUCGGAGCUCGCCAACGAGGGCAAGCAAGCCGUUCAGGGCUUCCGCAGGCGCCUGGGAAAAACCAGCAACAAGGUGAAGCCGCCGGUCGUGGCCCGCGACGGGGACGCAAAGCAGCAGAGCAGGAAGUCGGGCCUACUCGCGGCACUCGCACACGACGCGAAGCCCGCGGACGACGGCGUGCUCGACUUCGGCGCUCUCGAGGGCUUCGACGGCGGCGACGGCGGCGGCGACGGCGGCGGCCGCAGCCCCCCCCUGUCGUUCGAGCCAGCGUCGUUUGAGCUGCCCCUGCCAUCUCUGGAGCCCUCGCACGCGGACGCCACCGAGGACGGAGGCGGCGGGCGGGAUUGCGCGGCCGGAGAGAAGUCGCCGACAGGUCCGCGGGCCGGUCGCAAUCUCGAGCCCGUGCCUACCUCGAAGGCUGUGGACGCAGUUGUGCCAGCCAAACCCGUGGAGAAGAAAGAGAGGAAGAAGUCGGCGUCAUCGAGCAAGCAGGCGCAGCGCAAACCACCUGCGAAGGCCAAGGUGGAGAAGGCCAAGGCGGUGCCGCGCCGGACCAACCCGCGUCGCGCUGCUGCCGAGACGGCGAUGGCAGCAAUUCACGCAACGGAGCGUGCUCCUGCGCCGUCGACUGCCCAGGCCGCCGCGGACGGUGCGAAGGACGGCGGUGCCGGCCAGGUCCUGAAGACGUUCGGGAAACCGAAGCCUGCGGCUGCGCCAGCUGCGAAGGCCAAGCAGAGCAAGAAGGCGGGCAAGCACAUCAGCGCUCCGGAGGCGCGCGGUCAGCGCACGACCCCCCCGAGGAGUGCGGCGCCCCCGGAGCACCGUUCACGGGCCGGUGCAGACAUCGAGCCGCUCAAUCUGGCGAACGCACUCGCCGCAGCAGGGGUCACGCCGGCAAGGGAGCAAGAGCAGCGGCCGCAUCCGCCCCUGCCGCCCCUGCCGCCGCCCCGUCCGGUUGCGCAAGACGUCGACGAGGACCUCGGUGGACUCCAAGCGGACGACCAGACGCCUCGGACGCACGCCACGCCCGUGCACAACGAGGUCCGGCGCGUCUCCGCCACGGCUGGGGUCAAGACGCCGGCAACGCUGGCCCAAGGUGCGGAGAACGCGGCGUCCGCGAUCGAGGAGGCGCUGCAGUGCUUCGACUGCUCCGACACCGACAUGAUCCAGACCCUGCUGACGGCGCUGGCCCACAAGCGGCAGAUGCAAGCACGGCUGGAGCAGGAGCACGCCAUGCAGGACCUCCGGCAGUCCCUCAUGCAGACGGCCGACCUCGUGAACGCGGACCUCGUCAAGUUCGAGACGGAGGUGUUUGAACACUUCGAGGGGCAGCUCCUGGCCUUCGACGCCGCACGCACGCGCGAAGUCGCUGCCCUGGUCGACACGCAGCGGAAGAAGAUGGCGGAGCGCGUCAACACGCACCGCAAGCGCCUGAGGGAGCUUGUCGAGAGCGCGGCGGGCCGCGUGGAGAAGAUGCACGACGAGCUGCAGCGCAAGAAGCAGCGGGUCGCGCGCGGCAGGGCGCAGGGCGAGCCGGGGAGGCCGCCGCUCGCCUUCCAUUAG
Molecule: messenger RNA, 2940 nt
Organism: Pedinophyceae sp. YPF-701
Lineage: Eukaryota; Viridiplantae; Chlorophyta; Pedinophyceae
Source: the annotation of a GenBank genome assembly